This is a messenger RNA of Triticum dicoccoides, 1728 nucleotides long. RefSeq names its product receptor-like protein 52. Gene Ontology annotation, molecular function: protein binding. Bases 16 to 1578 code for a protein of 520 amino acids. NCBI's taxonomy places the organism in Eukaryota, Viridiplantae, Streptophyta, Magnoliopsida, Poales, Poaceae. The record is from RefSeq and is a predicted model, not a curated record. The transcript has a single exon.
UCCACAAACCCAAAAAUGGCGUCCCUUCUCCUCGUGCUGCUGCUGCUGCUCGUCCACCGCGCUGCCGCCGCCGACGAGAGACAGCUUCUCAUCCAGAUCAAGCGCGCGUGGGGCGACCCGUCGGUGCUCGCGGCAUGGAGCACUUCGGGCUCGGGAGACCACUGCGCCUGGCCCUACGUGACCUGCGACACAUCGUCCGGCCGCGUCACGAGCCUCUCCCUCGCCAACAUCAACAUCACCGGCCCGUUCCCGGAUGCCAUCGGUGGCCUCUCCGGCCUCACGAGCCUCAACCUCUCCUACACCAACAUCACCGGCGCCUUCCCGACCAGCGUGUACCGUUGCGCUUCGCUGCGGCACCUCGAUCUGUCCCUUACCUACCUCGGCGGCGAGCUCCCCGUCGGCAUCGGCCACGCGCUCGGGGAGAACCUUACCUCUCUGAUGCUCAACGGCGACUACUUCACCGGUACCAUCCCCACCUCCUUGUCCCAGUUACGGAACCUCCAGUCGCUCGUGCUGGACGGCAACUUCUUCACCGGCACCAUCCCGGCCGAGCUGGGAGACCUGACGAGCCUUCAGACAUUGACGCUCGCGAAUACCAUGUUCAGCGCCGGCGAGCUGCCGGCGUCGUUCAAGAGCCUGACCAAGCUGAAAUUAUUCUGGGCGGCGAAUUGCAGCCUCACCGGCGACUUCCCGGGCUAUGUGACGGAGAUGCCGGAGUUGGAGGUGCUCGACCUCUCGGUCAACUACUUGACCGGAAGUAUACCUCCGGGCAUCUGGAACCUCACCAAGUUGCGGAAUCUGGCCAUAUAUGCGAACAAUCUCACCGGCGAUGUCGUCGUCGAUGGUCCUUUCGGCGCGGUGAAUUUGGUGAUGAUCGACCUGUCCUCGAAUCACAGGCUAAGUGGGCCGAUUCCGGAAGCCUUCGGUCACUUGCCAAAGCUUGAAACGUUGAGCUUGUUCUUCAACAACUUCUCCGGUGAGAUACCAGCAAGUAUCGGCCAGCUGCCUUCUUUGGUGACGCUGGGAUUGUUCGUCAAUCGUCUCAACGGCACGCUCCCUCGGGAUCUCGGCAAGAAGUCACCUCAGUUGGUCCAUGUUGAAGUCGAUGACAACGAGAUCACUGGCACGAUACCGGAGGGGCUUUGCGCCAACGGCAUGUUCGAGUCUCUCACCGCCAGGAACAACAGAUUGAACGGUUCCAUCCCGGCAAGCCUUGCUGGUUGCGCUACGCUUAACAACCUUAUGCUCGACGACAACCAGCUCUCUGGUCAGAUACCGGAGGGUUUGUGCAACAACGGCAAGUUGGAGUAUCUCACUGCUGGGCAAAACCGCUUGAACGGUUCCAUCCCGGCAAGCCUCGCUGGUUGCGCCACGCUCUCCCACCUUAAGCUCGACAAUAACCAGCUCUCCGGCGAGAUACCCGAUGGUUUGUGCGACAACGGCGUGUUGGAGGUACUGGACGUCGGGCAAAACCUCUUAAACGGCUCCAUCCCGGCAAAAUUAGCUGGUUGCGCCACCCUCAAGAAACUGAUACUUCGUGACAACAAGCUUUCUGGGAAGGUGCCUUUUUUCUUCUAGAUAUCGAAAACAGAAUAAUAGUUUAGUAUCUGAGAUAGGCUUUUUUGAGUGUAUACUAGAUGAUACCCCGCACGUUGUUGCGGGAACUAUAGCAAGAAAAAUGGGUAUAUUAGGCAAAUGAAAUACAAAUGAUUUGGAUAUUCUUGUUAA